AAGUACUUCCUCUUUGCAUGUGGCCACAAUUGUUCACCAAAUUCAAUCACACCAACAAACAAAAUAAGAGCUAAACUUUUGAAGCUGAGCACUCCAGAAUUACCCAACAGCAAUGGCUACUGAAUAUGUAGAGUCUUUGCCUCCUCCGUUGGAUGCUGCUGCUGAGCAACCCCCUCUCUUUGAUGGAACCACCAGGUUGUACAUUUCUUACACUUGCCCUUAUGCACAGCGUGCGUGGAUCACCAGGAAUUCUAAGGGAUUGCAAGACAAGAUCAAAUUGGUUCCUUUGAACCUUCAAAAUAGACCUGCUUGGUACAAGGAAAAAGUUUACCCUCAAAACAAGGUGCCGUCCUUGGAACAUAAUGGCCAAGUCAUUGGGGAGAGUCUUGAUCUGAUUAAAUAUGUUGAUAGCAACUUUGAAGGACCUUCUCUUUUACCUACUGAUCCUGACAAAAAAAAGUUCUUUGAGGAGUUGUUGGCAUACGUGGACAAAUUUGUAGGCACAAUUUUUGCUUCAUUCAAAGGAGACCCAACAAAAGAAGCUGGUGCUUCUUUUGAUCACUUGGAAAAUGCUCUUAAAAAAUUUGACGAUGGCCCAUUCCUCCUUGGCCAGUGCUUUAGUCUGGCGGACAUUGCCCACAUUCCUUUUGUUGAAAGAUUUCAGAUCUUCUUAUUGGAGGUGUUCAAGUAUGAUAUCACAGCAGGCAGGCCUAAACUCACAGUAUGGAUUGAGGAGGUGAACAAGAUCGGUGCCUAUAAGCAGACAAAGAAAACUGAUCCAAAAGAAUUAGUGGAACUUUAUACAAAGUAUUUCUUGGCUCAGAAGUGAUGAAAUUGCUGCCAUCUUAAGACAUGACAAUAAAGCUUGAUGCUCUCUGAUCAGUGUUUCUUUUUCCUUUUCUUUUUUUGUCCAAAUCUAUUAUGAUGUACUUGUGCCAGUGUGAAAGACUUUUGUACUAGCAUUCUGCAUUUACGUAAAUAAAUUUGAAGCAACUGGGAUGUUGUGUUCAA
Molecule: messenger RNA, 1011 nt
Organism: Durio zibethinus
Lineage: Eukaryota; Viridiplantae; Streptophyta; Magnoliopsida; Malvales; Malvaceae
Product: glutathione S-transferase L3-like
Biological process (GO): protein glutathionylation
Cellular component (GO): cytoplasm
Molecular function (GO): glutathione transferase activity
Source: RefSeq, a predicted model, not a curated record